This is a messenger RNA of Mustela lutreola (European mink), 3251 nucleotides long. It is a transcript of the gene BRINP3, whose product is annotated as BMP/retinoic acid inducible neural specific 3. Lineage: Eukaryota; Metazoa; Chordata; Mammalia; Carnivora; Mustelidae. The record is from RefSeq and is a predicted model, not a curated record. The transcript has 9 exons. Gene Ontology annotation, biological process: negative regulation of mitotic cell cycle; positive regulation of neuron differentiation. Bases 555 to 2885 code for a protein of 776 amino acids.
GAAGCAGUGCCCUCUUGAAUUCUCAUUGGAUCCUUCUCAGCAGCCUCAAUCAUUCUUGCUGCUGUAUCUUUCAGGAUGACUAGAGCCUUGCUCACUAGUUCUCUCUUUAUCUCUUGUCUUCAACACAUCCUUUUACUUCUCUUUGCAGAUUUAUCUGUAUUUCAACUCCUGUUCUCCGGGGUUACACAGCUUCUCUUUCCCCCCACGGUGUGGGCAUGUACAGUCAGUAAAUUUCACUUUGUCUGCCUAAGGAUCAUUACAAAUAAGCCCCCACCCCCCAAAAUAAAAGGCACCUCUCGCACAUUUUUUUCUUUUCCUUGGAGGUUCAUGGCUUUCUGUGUAACUGGUUUUUAGGUGGUUACAUGCCACCAGGAACUGCUGAUUUUUUCAAAGUUCCACCACCCUGCAGCUCAUCCCUAUUUUGAUUUGGAAGAUCAUGGAAUAUCUGUUUGAAUCCUGGAUAUAUUUUUCUCACAGUCAUCUUGCUUCCUGAAAUGUCCUCUGGUGUUGAGGGAAAGCUAAGAGAAUGAAGGCUCUAAAUUCCCAGUGGAAGCAUGAUAUGGCGGAGCAGAGCUGGUGCUGAAUUGUUCUCUCUGAUGGCUCUAUGGGAGUGGAUAGCCCUGAGUCUUCAUUGCUGGGUUUUAGCGGUUGCUGCAGUUUCGGAUCAGCAUGCCACAAGCCCCUUCGACUGGCUCCUCUCUGAUAAGGGACCCUUCCAUCGCUCACAGGAAUACACAGAUUUUGUGGACAGAAGCCGGCAGGGAUUUAGCACAAGAUACAAGAUAUACAGUAUUUGGUUGGGAGUCAGUGGUGAGAACAGGGAGUUUGGCCGCUGGAAAGUAAAUAACCUUGCCGUUGAGAGAAGAAAUUUCCUGGGCUCCCCUCUCCCUCUUGCUCCUGAAUUCUUCCGCAACAUAAGACUUCUGGGACGCCGACCUACCCUUCAGCAAAUCACAGAAAACCUUAUCAAGAAAUAUGGGACACAUUUCUUGCUAUCUGCUACUUUGGGAGGAGAGGAGUCACUCACAAUUUUUGUGGACAAGCGGAAGCUGAGCAAGAGAUCUGAAGGAAGUGACUCCAGCACCAAUAGCUCGUUGGUCACUCUGGAAACACUACAUCAACUGGCUGCUUCCUAUUUCAUUGACAGGGACAGCACACUUCGGAGACUUCACCACAUUCAAAUUGCAUCCACUGCCAUUAAGGUAACAGAAACACGGACUGGUCCUCUUGGCUGCAGUAACUAUGACAACCUAGAUUCUGUCAGUUCUGUUCUGGUUCAGAGUCCUGAGAAUAAGAUUCAGUUGCAAGGGCUACAAGUCCUCCUUCCAGACUAUCUUCAAGAGCGUUUUGUACAAGCAGCGUUAAGCUACAUUGCUUGCAAUUCUGAGGGAGAGUUUAUCUGCAAGGAAAAUGAUUGCUGGUGUCAUUGUGGUCCCAAAUUUCCAGAAUGCAACUGCCCCUCCAUGGACAUUCAAGCCAUGGAAGAGAAUCUUCUUCGAAUAACUGAGACCUGGAAAGUCUACAACAGUGACUUUGAGGAAUCAGAUGAAUUCAAGUUCUUUAUGAAAAGGCUACCCAUGAAUUAUUUCCUCAACACAUCUACCAUAAUGCAUUUGUGGACAAUGGAUUCUAAUUUUCAGCGCCGCUAUGAACAACUGGAGAACAGCAUGAAGCAACUAUUCCUAAAGGCGCAGAAAAUUGUACACAAGCUCUUUAGCCUUAGCAAGAGGUGUCAUAAACAACCCCUCAUCAGCUUGCCAAGACAAAGAACCUCAACCUACUGGCUCACUCGCAUCCAGUCUUUUCUCUACUGCAACGAGAACGGUCUCCUGGGCAGCUUUUCCGAAGAGACGCACUCGUGCACUUGCCCGAAUGACCAGGUGGUCUGCACCGCGUUCCUGCCUUGCACGGUGGGCGACGCCUCCGCCUGCCUGACCUGCGCCCCUGACAACCGCACCCGCUGUGGCACCUGCAACACGGGCUACAUGCUGAGCCAGGGGCUCUGCAAGCCCGAGGUCGCUGAGUCCACCGAUCACUAUAUUGGCUUUGAGACUGACCUGCAAGACCUCGAGAUGAAAUACCUGCUGCAGAAGACGGACAGACGAAUAGAAGUCCAUGCCAUUUUUAUCAGCAACGACAUGCGCCUCAAUAGCUGGUUUGACCCCUCCUGGCGUAAGCGGAUGCUCCUCACCUUGAAGAGUAACAAGUACAAGUCGAGUCUGGUCCAUAUGAUCUUGGGUCUCUCCUUACAGAUUUGCUUAACUAAAAACAGCACCUUGGAGCCAGUGUUGGCCGUUUACAUCAAUCCCUUCGGAGGCAGCCACUCCGAGAGCUGGUUUAUGCCUGUGAAUGAAAACAGCUUUCCAGACUGGGAGCGGACUAAGCUGGACCUCCCGCUGCAGUGCUAUAACUGGUCGCUGACUCUGGGCAACAAAUGGAAGACAUUUUUUGAGACGGUGCACAUCUACUUGAGGAGUCGCAUCAAGUCCAGCGGCCCCAAUGGCAAUGAGAGCAUUUACUACGAACCUCUGGAGUUUAUUGACCCUUCCCGGAACCUGGGUUAUAUGAAAAUCAAUAACAUUCAAGUGUUUGGUUACAGCAUGCACUUUGACCCUGAAGCAAUUCGGGACUUGAUUUUGCAGCUGGACUACCCCUAUACUCAGGGAUCCCAGGACUCAGCACUUUUGCAACUUCUAGAGAUAAGAGACCGUGUAAAUAAACUCUCCCCACCUGGUCAGCGUCGUCUAGAUCUUUUCUCUUGCUUGCUUCGUCAUAGACUCAAGCUGUCUACCAGCGAGGUGGUGAGGAUCCAAUCUGCUCUGCAGGCGUUUAAUGCCAAAUUGCCAAACACAGUGGAUUAUGACACGACCAAAUUAUGUAGUUAACCAUAAAUGUCAAGCACAACCCAAAAUCUUGAAGGAGUUUUUACAGUGCUUUUGUGGAACAGUUUAUGUUUGGAAGAGUACAUUUAAAUUGUCUUUUCAAUAUCUGUCUUAUAUCAGUCAAUAACAUUGGAUGGCAAUUUACACACAUGAACUUGCUGACAAUGAAUAUAUUAUACUGCAGUUUUGGUUUAUGAAUGAAAUAAAUACUGACACCAGUCUAGAAGACAUUCUACUUUUUACAAUAAAUUUCAUUUGUAAUUUUAUAUGUUCCGUGGCAAUGCUUUUGUGCAUUACAUCCUCUAGAGGGAACAUAAAAAGAUACCAAUAAAAUUUUGUAGCUGAACAGUUAUUAAAAAGAAGUGCUGU